Linepithema humile (Argentine ant) is the source of this 1293-nucleotide messenger RNA. NCBI's taxonomy places the organism in Eukaryota, Metazoa, Arthropoda, Insecta, Hymenoptera, Formicidae. The record is from RefSeq and is a predicted model, not a curated record.
AUGGCAAUAAAUCUCUUCCAUCAAAACAUGGCGGAGGGUGGGUUCGAGCUGGGGGUGGUCUCCGAACCGUACCGAAUACUGGAGGACCACCCCAAUUGGUUCACAGACCCAACGAAAAAAAGGGUCGCCAUUUUUUGGAGACCCCCGAAGGACUCCCGCCCGUGCUCCAAGAUAGGAGACGGGCCCGGUUUUGUGGUAGUCGAGUGGGGGGACUGGUUCGUCCUGGGGUGUUACGCCCCACCUAAUUGGAAGCUCCCCGCCUUUAAAAUCUUUCUAUCGGAGCUGGGGGACUGCGUACGCAGAUGCCUCCCCCGGCCCACAAUAGUCGCGGGUGACUUCAACGCGUGGUCCACGUUAUGGGGUUCCUCGCAAACCAACGGGAAGGGUGGGGAGUUGGUGGACUGGGCGGCGGCACUCGGCCUGUGCGUCCUGAACACAGGUUCGAGGAGCACCUGCGUGCGUACCGGGGGGGAGUCCAUUGUGGAUCUCACGUGGGCUUCCCCGUCUGCCGCGCGCAGGGUCUCGGGUUGGUUGGUGGACGAAGACCUGGAAUCGGGGUCCGAUCACAGGUACAUUGUGAUCGAGGCCUCGACCACCCCCACCGGACAGCUCAGCCGUCGUCGGCGUAACACCCGAAAAGCAUGGGUCCUCAGAAAGUUAAAUGAGGACAUCCUGAUGGCGGUCAUUCUGGUGAAAACCUGGCCAAUACCAUCCGGCCAGGUCGUGGACCUGGAUGAAGAGGCCACGAGGAUCGUGAGCAUGGUUAAUGACGCGUGUGAAGCGUCUAUGCCGCGAUCCAAAUGGUCCCCUGGUAAGGCGAUGUACUGGUGGACCGAGGAGAUCGCCGAUCUUAGGCGUUCCUCCUCGGCCGCCAGACGUAUAUUCCUGCGCGUGCGCAGAAGGGGGGACCACACUAGAAUGACGGAAGCUCUGGAGGGGUUUCGUGCCGCACGAAACGCCCUGCGAGCCGCCAUCAGGAAGGAGAAGGCCAGGGCUUGGGAGGAGCUGACCUCCACCCUGGACCGGGAUCCGUGGGGGCGACCCUUUAGACUGGUGCUCAGGAAGCUGAGACCAAGGGCGCCCCUCACUGCGGAAAGACUAAAGCCGGCAAUCCUCGGGAACGUUAUAGACACGUUGUUCCCCGUGGGAGAGAUAAACAUUCCUCCCCCUACGAUCGGGGAGACGUGGCCCGAGGAACCGGCAGUCUCGGUGGACGAAAUGACCGCGGUGCGGGCUAGGCUUGGUGGUGCCGCUAAAGCACCAGGACCCGACGGAAUACCCGGCAGGGCCUAG